ACAUGCAAGUAGGUGGGUGAAGCUCCUACUGGCGUGUUGUAGAACGUUUUAGGGAACGCCUCCUCUGUGAAGUGCGCCUGUGCACAAACCCAUUCUGUCUGUAUUGAUGUUGCAUGUAAUUGUGUGGAGUAAAGAAUGACAUAGCCUACUGUCGGAACUAAAUUACCUACCUAACUCACAUUCGACUGAAAAUGUAUCAACUACAGUUAUUGCGCGUGUUUUUAAAUGAGCGUUUAACCGCGGCUGCUGUGGAGAUUUUCGGGGCAGUUGAGAAAACGGUAGUGGAGUACCAGGAGGAGAAUGAUCGGCUACGGAGACUGCUGUGGAUCACACCAGAGAUAAAACAACGUAGAAUAGACUCCCUGCAGCUCUCUCUCGCUGUCUCUGAAGAGGAGGUUCUCCCUGAGCAGCAGCACUGUGAGCAGGAGUGGAGCCCCAGUCUGGGGCAGGAGGACCCCGAGCCCACACAUAUUAAAGAGGAACAGGAGGAAGUCAGGACCAGUCAGAAGGAAGAGCAGCUUCAAGGGCUGGAGGCUGAUAUCAUAGAGUUCCAAUUCACUCCUUCCCGUGUGAAAAGUGAAUGUGAUCAGGAGGACCCACUUUGGUCCUUGACUCUUCUCCAAACCCAGACUGUGGAAAACAAAGAGUGUGACUCUAUACCAGUGGAUCUCAAACCUUUUGGCACUGUGACUCACCUAAAGAGUCUCGCCAUUCCCCGUAACCCUCCAGAUAAUGAUAACAAUGCCUCCAGCCACAGCUCAGCCAUAAGCAGAGACCCAGUAGCACUUGACAGCAGCCCACAAUUGGAUUCCAGCCUACCAUUGGAUCCCCACCCACCACUAGAGAAACGUUCUUCCAAACCCAGCAUGACGUCUAGAAAAACUCACCGCUGCUGUGACUGUGGUGAAAUGUUUGCUCCAAAAGCUGACCUGCUGAGUCAUGUAACUCUAAACAAGAAGAGACCCAGGGAAUACUGCUUCUGCAAAACCUGUACACUGAAGGCCCAUGUCCGACUCUGUCACAUGGAGAAACCCUGCACCUGCCCUGAUUGUGGCAAGUCAUUCAAAUACAAAGGAGAUCUGUCCAGGCACAUGAGGAUUCACACAGGAGAGAAAUAUUUUAGCUGUGGUGACUGUGGGAAAAGUUUCAGUCUCAAGGGGAACCUAAUGAAGCAUAAACUGACUCACACAGGAGCAAAACCUUUUAGCUGUGGUGACUGUGGGAAGAGCUUCAAUCGAAAGGAGAACCUAACCAUGCAUAUACGUACUCACACAGGAGAGAAGCCAUUUAGCUGUGUCGACUGUGGGAAAAGCUUCAGUCUCAAGGGGAACCUAAUGAAGCAUAAAAUGACUCACACGGGAGCAAAACCAUUUAGCUGUGGUGACUGUGGGAAGAGCUUCUCUGUCAAGGGGAACCUAACCACGCACAAGCUGACUCACACAGGGGAAAAACCAUUUACCUGUGGUGACUGUGGGAAGAGAUUCACUCCUAAGGCUUAUCUGCUGAACCACGUCCACAAAGAAAGAAAAUAUGAAGAAAACUGAAAGAAAAAUAUGAAAAACAUGAUCCUUAAAUAUAACAUGUCAAUUUAGUGAAUACCAUUGGUGUUUAAUAUGAAGCUUUCAGCAUGAAAUAUCUUUUAUCUUUUGACUUUUAUUUAUCUUAC
Molecule: messenger RNA, 1666 nt
Organism: Oncorhynchus kisutch (coho salmon)
Lineage: Eukaryota; Metazoa; Chordata; Actinopteri; Salmoniformes; Salmonidae
Product: zinc finger protein 33A-like
Exons: 3
Coding region: 192-1544 (450 amino acids)
Biological process (GO): regulation of gene expression
Cellular component (GO): nucleus
Source: RefSeq, a predicted model, not a curated record